Messenger RNA from Ciona intestinalis (vase tunicate), 1352 nucleotides. NCBI's taxonomy places the organism in Eukaryota, Metazoa, Chordata, Ascidiacea, Phlebobranchia, Cionidae. The record is from RefSeq and is a predicted model, not a curated record.
UUGUUGGUUUUGUUUAAAUUGAAAUACCAUGGCUGGUUGUAGUGAAAGCCAAACCGAAGAUUUACAAAAUGAAUCCCAAACAUUCAAGACACCUGUAUCAACUCUGCAGGAAUAUUGCCAAAAACUUAGCAAGACCCCUCAAUACGACCUCACAGCAUUAGAAGGGAGGGCCCACCAACCACAGUUCGUGUACAGAUGCAUGGUGGGUGAUGUAACGGCCACAGGGCAAGGGGGAAGCAAGAAGAUUGCAAAACAUGCUGCGGCCGAAGCAGUUUUGAAAACGCUGACAAACGGUUUGGUUGAACCUGAGUCUUUCCCUGAUGUGAUGGAAACAUCGGCUGUUGAAUAUGGGAGAGACGUUGAUGAUACAAACCCUGUUGGCUCGCUGCAGGAGUUGGUAGUAGCUCGUGGUUGGAGGUUGCCCGAAUAUGCGUUGGCGCAUGAAACAGGACCCGCACAUAAGAAAGAGUUUAUUAUUUGCUGUACCGUGGAAUCUUUUAAAGAAUACGGGUCAGGCUCGGCAAAGAAACACGCAAAGCGACUUGCAGCAGCGAAUAUGUUCACCAAGAUCAUGAACUUACCACCUGAAGCCAAGGAAACAGUGACCAACCAAAGCAGGGAGGCCAAAAACAAGAUCGGUUUGAACGAAAUCUGUAAUUCUGUCGGUGAAAAACAAAAUUUCUUCCACGUUCGUUUCGCAAAUUGCGACCAAAAUCCUUGCCAGGUUCUCGAAGAACUCGCCAACAAACAUAGUUUCGAUGCCGUUUACAAAGACAUUGAACAAACUACAGUAAACGGUGAUCGUCAAUGUUUGCUUGAGGUUUCCACACAACCACCUUGUGUGCUACAUGGAAGGGGGAAGUCCCUAAACCAAUCCCACUCUGAUGCCGCAGUAAAUGCAUUGGAAUAUUUGACCAUAUUUGGCAAUGAAGAAAAUUAUGAACCAACCUCAUUGUUACAUCACACAUCAUGGAAUAGUUCAUUGUUUACUCAACAAAUCACUUUAUGAAACUUCUUUGUUUUUAAAAUUCAAAAUAUUUUAAUUUUUCCCGCGCAACCUGGUUAGUUUUAUGCAUAUUUUUUCGAAGUAUUUUCCUUGUACAUCAAAUCCAAAUGCAUGACAUUUGUUUACUUAGUUUUAUAUUUAAUUAACUUGCAUGUCCAGUUCAUAAGUGUGAUGUAAGAUUUUGAAACAGGAGUGAAAAUGUGACAUCAUGUUUUCAAAUCCCAUAUUAAUCAAUGAGGUUCCCUAUGUUUGUCAACUUUGAGUGUAACUGUGUUCUAACAGAUUUUGUCAAUCAUUUUUUUUGUUCAACAUUCUAAACACAUGACACCUAUUCUCCAUGUUUCAG